Vicia villosa (hairy vetch) is the source of this 2025-nucleotide messenger RNA. RefSeq lists its product as uncharacterized. The transcript is spliced from 4 exons. The record is from RefSeq and is a predicted model, not a curated record. Lineage: Eukaryota; Viridiplantae; Streptophyta; Magnoliopsida; Fabales; Fabaceae. Bases 1 to 2025 code for a protein of 674 amino acids.
AUGAUUAAACAUUUUGUUGACCAGAUGCAAUCAGAAUUUGAAAUGAGUCUAGUUGGAGAAUUAAUGUACUUUCUUGGACUGCAAGUUAAACAGAUGGAAGACUCAAUUUUUCUCUCUCAGAGCAAGUAUGCCAAAAACAUUGUCAAAAAAUUUGGGAUGGAGAAUGCUAGUCACAAAAGAACUCUUGCUCCUACUCAUUUAAAAUUGUCCAAAGAUGAAAAGGGCACAAAUGUUGAUCAAAGCUUGUAUAGAAGCAUGAUAGGAAGCCUGCUGUAUCUCACAGCUAGUAGGCCUGAUAUUGCUUUUGCUGUUGGGAAUUCUCCUUCGAAGAAGACUACUUCCCGCUCUGAAACAGCAUCCGACUCUAGUGCACCAAAUAUGGUGAGUGAUCAGGAUGUUGUGCUGAAUGUCGUGCCAUUGAACUCGGUCCCGGCUACUGAUUCUGUUGGUAGUAUACCAAGAAAGAUGCAUGCUCGAAAAUCGACCGGUGGGUCUAUUCCAGAAACUUUUUCUGCUCGGGAUAAAGCGGGUUCUGCAUAUGUCCACAAUGCGAUCGCAGGUAUUGUCACAAGAAUCUUGAAUGAAGGUCACAAGGUAGAAGGAAUAUCUGUUCCUUUAGCCCAAGUUUCUGCCUCUGAGAACAGCAAAGAUGAUCAGGUUGAUGCGAGCAAAGAUCAUGUUAAUGUUGAGACUUCUGAUGCUAAAGAUGUUGAAACAUCUAGAGCUAAAGAUGCUGAGAUUCUUGAAACAGAGAAAGCUGAAGAGGGUUCUGCUACUCUUUCUAAAGAAAAGCCUACUCAUCCUACUGUAAAUGAUGUGGUGGAUCUGGAUAAUCUUGAUGAUCCUAUUGACAUUGCUGAUGAUGACCUCAUCUCUAGCAUUUUCAACAGAGUCAAGGCUCGAAGGGGAAAGCAGGUUGAUGAUCAACAUCCUCCCAAGACUAAAGUUGCUCCUCAAAAGACUGUCACCAAAGAGAAGAUCAAGAAGGUCCUUACUGAACCUUCAAAGACCGGGAGCAAGAAAAAGCAUGCAUUCACCAAAGCCUCCACAACUGUUCCUGAUAUUCCCUUGGACAACAUUUAUCUGCACUAUGCUUCAAAUGCUAUCAAGUGGAAGUAUGUUUUUCAGAGACGACUGGCUCUGGAAAGAGAGCUUGCUAAUGAUGCUCUUGAAUGUCAAGAAGUCAUGAAGCUCAUCAAAUCUGUAGGUUUGCUAAAAACUGUUACUCAUUUUUCUAAAUGUUAUGAAAUGCUUGUGAAGGAGUUUAUAGUAAAUUUGUCUCAAGAUUGUGCUGAUGGAAAAGCUGAGGAUUUUCAUAAGGUGUAUGUUAGAAGAAAAUGUAUAGAAUUCUCCCCAACUGUUGUCAAUCUCUAUCUAGGUAGGGAUGAUGAGGCUCAACCUGAGCUUGAAGUGACUGACAAUGAGGUGUGCAAAGUUAUCACUGGUGGUAAGAUUAAGAAGUGGCCCAUAAAGAGUAAAUUGUUUGCUAGUCUUCUUACUGUCAGGUAUGCAUUGCUACACAAAAUUGGUGCUGCUAACUGGGUGCCAACCAAUCAUACAUCUACCAUUGUAGUGGGACUAGGUAGAUUCAUAUAUGCUGUGGGGACCAAGACUAAGUUUGAUUAUGGAACUUACAUAUUUGAUCAAAUUAUGAAGCAUGUUGGUACCUCUGCUACAAAGAUGCCCAUUGCUUUUCCAUCUCUGAUAUGUGGGAUAAUUCUUAAUCAGUUCCCUGGGAUUCUGAAAGCUAAAGACUCUGUGUGCAAGAGGGAGAGUGCCUUGUCAUUCCACUAUAAGCUGCUUCAAAGGUCAGAUGACAUAACAUCUGCUGGGACAUCACAAACCAGCAAAUCUGUCUCAAAAUCCUCUCUUAUUGCUGAGCUGAAAGAGACUUACAAUAAUGGUGAUAGUGGUGGUGAUGAAGAGGCUGAAGAUAGCGAAGGUGCUGAAGGGACUGGGAGUAGUGAUGCUGGUGAAGAGACUGGUGGCUCUAGUGAUGAAGAGACUGAUGGAUCUGAAGAUUAG